Pecten maximus is the source of this 819-nucleotide messenger RNA. Its product is annotated as proteasome subunit beta type-2-like. NCBI's taxonomy places the organism in Eukaryota, Metazoa, Mollusca, Bivalvia, Pectinida, Pectinidae. The record is from RefSeq and is a predicted model, not a curated record. Gene Ontology annotation, molecular function: peptidase activity. Gene Ontology annotation, biological process: proteasomal protein catabolic process. The coding region runs from base 77 to 679 and encodes 200 amino acids. Gene Ontology annotation, cellular component: proteasome core complex; nucleus; cytosol. The transcript is spliced from 6 exons.
AAUUAUUCGCUGCGUAUUGGCGGAAGUUGAAACCGGCGAAGUGCAUUCUCACUCCAUUACAAGCAACAAAGUAGAGAUGGAGUUUUUAAUAGGCAUUCAGGGGAAAGGAUUUAUCCUCAUGGCAUCAGACACGGCAUCAUGUCGUAGUAUAGUUUCCAUGAAACAAGAUGUGGAUAAAAUGUUCAAGCUGAGUGACAAGAUUAUUAUGUCCAUAAGUGGUGAAUCUGGAGACACAGUGCAGUUUGCUGAAUACAUUUCGAAAAAUGUGCAGUUGUAUAAGAUGCGAAAUGGUUAUGAAUUGUCACCACAUGCUGCAGCAAACUUUACACGACGAAAUUUAGCAGAAUAUCUCAGAACUCGGUCUAGGUAUACAGUGAACCUGUUGAUGGCCGGGUAUGAUAAGACGGAGGGACCAUCUCUUUACUACAUGGAUUAUCUAGCAUCCAUGAACAAAUGUCCAUUUGCAGCCCAUGGCUACGGAUCCUUCUUUGUGCUGAGCAUCCUAGACAGAUACUACAGGGAUGAUCUGUCACAGGAUGAGGCAUUAGAGCUACUUCAGAAAUGUAUAGAUGAGAUAAGGAAGAGAUUCAUCAUAAACCUGCCAGCGUUUAAAGUGCGUGUUGUAAACAAAGAUGGUGUUCAGGAACUGCCCAUGUUAAAGCCACUGGCUAUGACGUGAAUCUGAUUGUAAUAAAUACAAAUACAUACAUGUAUAUCAUCUGACUUUCAAUAUUGGAACUGCCUAAGUUGAAACCACUGAUAAUCACAUGAAUCUAAUUGUAAUGAAUACAAAUACAUGUAUAUCAUUCUGACUUUCAA